Molecule: messenger RNA, 333 nt
Organism: Paramecium octaurelia
Lineage: Eukaryota; Ciliophora; Oligohymenophorea; Peniculida; Parameciidae
Source: the annotation of a GenBank genome assembly
AUGGGCUGUUGCUAAAAUAUACCUUUGAAGGAAAAAGAAAACAUAUUAAUAACACAAUUAAGCAUAAAAAAAGAAUUCUCCCCAAAAACUUUAUAAAUAGAGCCUUUCUCCUUAAAUUUAAUUAAGGGGGAUAUCGAUUGUAUUGAGAGGUUGGGAAGCACAUGUGCUGAUAAUAUUUUGGGGGAAAAAUAGCUCAGCAGAGUGGAUAAAUAGUUCAGUGAAUCGAUGCAAAGGGAAGUUAUAAUUGAUUUGAGGUAGGCCCCCAGUCCAUCAUUGUUGGUCAAGGAUAGAAGCAGCAGAAAUUUAAAUAAUAAAUUUAUAGGAAUGCUGUGA